AUGGACCAUGGUGAAGGAAAGCCUAUGGGAGAUUACAAGGUAAACCUAAGAGAUCUUUGGUGUGACUGUGGAAAGUAUCAAGCUUACCGUGUUCCUUGUUCACACGUUAUUGCUGCAUGUUCUGUGGUGCGCCAAGACGCCUAUGCUCUACUGUCCGACGUUUACAGAGUCUCAAACUUAUUCGGUGUUUACAGCACAAGUUUUCAAGUACUACCAUUAGAUGAGUAUUGGCCCUCCUUUGAAGGAGAUCAAAUUUGUCACAACCCAUUGAUGCGGAGGAACAAGAAAGGUCGUCCGGUGAGCUCACGUAUUAGAACAGAAAUGGACAACUAUGAUAAGUUAGAGAGAAAAUGUGCGUUGUGUCGUCUUCCUGGUCACAACCGAACGAAUUGUCCAAAUGUUGGAACCAGUAAUGCAUAG
Messenger RNA from Vicia villosa (hairy vetch), 420 nucleotides. RefSeq lists its product as uncharacterized. NCBI's taxonomy places the organism in Eukaryota, Viridiplantae, Streptophyta, Magnoliopsida, Fabales, Fabaceae. The transcript has a single exon. The record is from RefSeq and is a predicted model, not a curated record. The coding region runs from base 1 to 420 and encodes 139 amino acids. Gene Ontology annotation, molecular function: zinc ion binding.